UACUUCUAACAUUCAAACACAAAUGUAAAAAAAUAAAAAUCAACAAAAAAAAAACCCCAAAAAUAAAAAAACCAAACCAUGGAAAUAAUUAAUCUUCUUCCUCAAAUUCAUUUCCUUUCAAUUUUCUCUCUCUUCGUCUGUUUAAUUUCCAAAUCAAAUUCUCAGUCAUUUCUAGGUGUUAAUUACGGCGAAGUGGCCGAUAAUCUCCCACCGCCAGACGCCACCGCUAAUCUACUCAAAACGCUGUCGUUUUCAAAGAUCAGAUUGUACGGAGCGGACCCUGCAAUCAUAAAGGCACUCGCUAAUACUGGAAUAUCCAUUGUUAUUGGUGCUUCUAAUGGUGAUAUACCGGCUCUUGCUUCCGAUCCGGGUCAUGCUACUCAGUGGGUUAACUCAAACGUGUUGGCUUAUUAUCCUGCUAGCAACAUUAUUCUUAUUACUGUUGGUAAUGAGGUUGUUCUUUCUGGGGACCAGAAUUUGAUAUCUCAGUUAUUGCCAGCAAUGCAAAAUAUCCAAAAUGCUCUAAACGCUGCACAACUGAAAGGAAAGAUUGCUGUCUCAACGGUCCAUUCUAUGGCUGUUUUGGGUCAAUCCGACCCGCCAUCAUCUGGGGCAUUCAAUUCUGCAUAUACAGACAUUAUGAAACAAUUACUUGAUUUCCAAAGACAAAAUGGUUCUCCUUUGACCAUUAACCCAUACCCGUUUUUCGCUUACCAAAGCGACCCGAGGCCUGAAACUCUUGCUUUUUGCCUAUUUCAGCCUAACGCGGGUCGGGUUGAUUCAGGAACAAACAUCAAGUACAUGAACAUGUUUGAUGCCCAGGUUGAUGCAGUGCGUUCUGCCCUUAAUGCCAUGGGAUACAAGGACAUAGAGAUAGUGGUGGCUGAGACUGGGUGGCCGUAUCGUGGGGACAGCAAUGAAGUUGGUCCUAGCGUGGAAAAUGCAAAGGCUUAUAAUGGAGGCCUGAUUUCACACCUUAGAUCCAUGGUGGGGACGCCAUUGAUGCCCGGGAAAUCAGUAGAUACAUAUAUUUUUGCUCUUUACGACGAGGAUUUGAAGCCCGGUCCAACUUCUGAAAGAUCAUUUGGCCUUUUUAAGCCUGACUUGUCGAUGACAUAUGAUGUUGGUCUAUCCAAGAAGAGUAGUCCGGCCCCAUCAACAACGCCAUCGAAAAGCCCGUUGACUCCCUCAACACCAACUACCCCAUCUGCUCCCUCGACCACACCAGGUGUGACGCCUUCUCCAAAACCUUCAGGAACAUGGUGUGUGCCAAAGCAAGGCGUUUCAGAUGCUCAGUUGCAGGCCAAUCUAGACUAUGCUUGUGGUCAAGGAAUCGACUGCAGUAAAAUUCAAGCUGGUGGGCCCUGUUUUGACCCCAACACAGUGUCUUCUCAUGCUGCUUAUGCUAUGAAUCUCUAUUAUCAGGCGGUUGGCAGGACUCCUGGUAGCUGUGAUUUCACACAGACAGCAACACUUACUUCCACUAAUCCUAGCUAUGGUUCAUGUGUAUUUCCAGGUGAUGGGAAUACAAGACUAUCUAUAGGAGUUGGUGUGAAAAAAGAUAGCUCUACUAGCCCAAGAGUUGAUUUUGGUAUGCAUUGGUCUUGGUUGUGGUGUAUAUGUUUCAUCUUUCUCCCUUGAUUCGUAAAGCUCUCUUCUCUCGUUUACUGGAGUGUGGCUCGUCCUCUCUUUCUCCGCCACCGUCUUGCGUCCUGCAGUAAUUCGUUGACCCCCACAUAUGCAUUAGAGAAGAGUUUUGGCCUUUCGGGCAAAUGUGGGAGGAGAUGGAUUUCAUCGUGAGACUAAAAAUUGAGUAUAUAGAGUUGUAAACAUGAAUAUUUAUGAGUUUUGUAUGAAAGUUGUAUGUAGUAAAAUUUCUAUACUUUUUGGGGAUAUGAAAGUUUUGAUGCUUUUUGU
Messenger RNA from Amaranthus tricolor (Joseph's coat), 1917 nucleotides. Its product is annotated as glucan endo-1,3-beta-D-glucosidase-like. The coding region runs from base 79 to 1641 and encodes 520 amino acids. Gene Ontology annotation, cellular component: plasma membrane. The record is from RefSeq and is a predicted model, not a curated record. NCBI's taxonomy places the organism in Eukaryota, Viridiplantae, Streptophyta, Magnoliopsida, Caryophyllales, Amaranthaceae. The transcript is spliced from 5 exons. Gene Ontology annotation, biological process: carbohydrate metabolic process. Gene Ontology annotation, molecular function: hydrolase activity, hydrolyzing O-glycosyl compounds.